AUGACCGAAGUCGACGAAAUACUUAACGCAAGCGGUUUUAAGAUCAAGGAGUGGCAUUGCUCAUGCCAACAGCUACAACAAGACAAGAAUGAAACGCACAAUGAUACGAGCUCCAGUCUGAGUAAUCAAGCACCUGAAAGACAGAAGAAGCAAAAAGAAAACGAAGUUAGUCUAGACAAAGAAAAGGGCAUCAAAACCCUCAGCGUUUCCUGGAAUCCACAGGCAGACACCAUCUACUUCCAAAUCAAAUUCAAACGGACGGGCCUUUACACGAAACGGACAAUCCUUUCAAACAUCUCGAGAUUGUUUGACCCUCUAGGUUUGGCCACUGCUAUCACAAUAAAGGCAAGGAUGGCACUCCAAGAAAUUUGGAAAAUAAAAAAUAUUGGAUGGGACGACCCGUUACCUUCUAAAUUGCAACUGACAUGGGAGAAGCUGUUCGAUGUGGUAAAAUAUCUAAAGAAUGUCCAGUUUCCAAGGUGCCUUCAACCAAGGGGCUCAUUAGGCCUACCAGAGCUACACGUGUUUGCCGAUGCAAGCAACCUCGCCUAUGGAGCAGCUGCUUACCUGGUUUGGACCCAGGCAAAUGGUCUAGAAGUACGCCUCAUAUCAGCAAAAGCAAGAGUUGCACCCCUCCGCCAGACCACCAUACCCAGAUUGGAACUCAUGGCGGCUCUGCUGGCGUCACGACUAGCAAAAAUGGUGCACGACGAGUUCAAAAUCAAGCCCAGCAACGUAAUAUUGUGGUCAGACUCGAUGAUUGUUCUAGCUUGGCUCCGAUCGGAAUCGACUUCCCUUCAACCAUUCGUUGGGGUGAGAGUAGCAGAAAUACAAGCAACGUGGGAGUCUGCCACUUGGAGACAUGUCCCAACCGAUCUAAACCCAACGGACGAUCUUAGCAGAGGUAUCCUUUUCGCGAAGAUCAACGAGCGUUGGAUGAACGGUCCUUCGUUCCUCAAAGGUGGUCGCAAAGCGUGGCCCCCCGAACAUAAGGAUAUGCCAACCGAUUUACCCAAUAUCAAAGUUGCGAAGCCGAUAUUCACGUCACAGCGGCCUUCAACGAAUGCUCUCGUCGAUCCCUACCGUUUUUCAAACUGGAAAAAAUUGUGCAGAGUCACUGCAUACUGCCUUAGGUUCAUAAAAAACCUGAAGGCAUCGAAAUGA
Dendronephthya gigantea is the source of this 1164-nucleotide messenger RNA. RefSeq lists its product as uncharacterized. The record is from RefSeq and is a predicted model, not a curated record. Lineage: Eukaryota; Metazoa; Cnidaria; Anthozoa; Malacalcyonacea; Nephtheidae. Gene Ontology annotation, molecular function: nucleic acid binding. The transcript has a single exon. The coding region runs from base 1 to 1164 and encodes 387 amino acids.